CAUUUUUUCUUCUUACAUCAAACAAUCUAGAUUGUGAGUUGCACGCACAGUUGCUGUGGAUCACUUUCUGUCAUGCCGUUGAAUAUUUUUGGUAGAUUUUGCGUACCGGAUUCACUAUGACUCAUUUCAUUCUUCCUGUUUCCCUUUUCCUCGUAUACUCUUAGCACGGAGAAAGCAUCGGAGGUCUUGCUGCCUCUCACACUGGACGAAAAUUGAGUGAAAACAGUCACCAUAAGGACAGAAUAUCAUUGCUAAUUUGCGAUAGGACAUUCUGCAAUUUAGAAGCAGUUGCACAACGUUUAGUUGGUGGAUGGUCGGGAUAUGCCAUAAGGAUGUUAGCACCUCUCUGGUCAACCGAUGUCGUCGGCGAUUUUCUUUCAGCAAAGUGUCCCAAGAUCGUUGCAAAUGAUGCUGCAGAUGUCAUAAUUGCUGAUUCGUCGUCUCUAAAAGCCGGAAUAUCGUUCUGGAAAGAAAUUAAACGGAGUGCUUCGUCAACAAAUGGGAUAGGUUGGAUGAUGGAUGCUCCACUGCAUCACAGGAUGGCCGACUGGGAAAAUGUUUGUGUCGCAGGUUCUCAAUAUGUGCCACAACCUAGAAUAACAAGAAUGACAGCUCCGGUAUGGCCUGCAGACAAACACAUGUCUCUAGAUGAAGCGUUUCAUUUCGCGGCGUGUGCCAAGAGAAUCGGGAAAGUCGCCUCAAUCGAGAAGAAACGAUUCGCCGCUAUGGUAUCUUCUGGAAUACUGAAUGCCGAAGAAGGUGUCGCUGAUGGUUGCCAGGCGCCGAUUUAUCUUGUUUGGAAGUUUCUUGGUUGCUGCGAAGGCCUGUGUGGAUCUGCACUCGGAGUCACCGUCAAAUCUGGAUUUGAUACUACCGUUUCAUGGCUGUGUUCCAUGUGCGUGUUUGGAGGCCAGACAGUUGUAGAGGGCAUGGAAGAACGGCACAAAUGCGCUGACUUGAACGAACUGACACAAGUGGAGAGCUCUGAUUUUGAUUGUCGUCCACCUGGUUGGGAGCAUCAAGAGUCGGAUACCGUUGUUCAUCCAAAGCCCAUCCCCGAAGUCGUUGCGGCACUGCAGAAGAUCGUUGCAGAUAACCCUAAUGACGAGAUUCUUAAUAGCGGUGAGUUUUGAAAAAAACAUCAUAUACAUUUUAUGUCAAGAUAUCGAGAUGAGACGCGAGAUCCUAAUUCUGUUGUGCAAUUUGCUAACUCAUUGUUUUGUUCGAUUCAGCGAGCCACGAGGUCAGCUAUGUGGUUGGUACCCUAAACUACGUCACG
This is a messenger RNA of Pseudo-nitzschia multistriata, 1279 nucleotides long. The record is from the annotation of a GenBank genome assembly. NCBI's taxonomy places the organism in Eukaryota, Bacillariophyta, Bacillariophyceae, Bacillariales, Bacillariaceae.